AGUACAGUGCUUUACCUACCGCUUUUAUCUCAUCCACCUAUUUUUCCCAGGCAUCUGGCGCAGGACAUUUUGGGACAGAAAAUCUUCAUUCACCCAGUCACAUCCCUGUCUUUGACCAUGAGCUGCCCUGAGUCUCAAAAGACUGGGAUUGGUGGGAAGAAUGCUGAUUCUGCUCAAAAACAAGUUAUCUUCAGAAAAAGCACCCGUGACAAAGCUCUGACCAUCUACCUGGGAAAGCGGGACUUCAUUGACAACAUAGGGAAUGUGGAACCUGUAGACGGUGUUGUAUUGGUGGAUCCUGCUAUUAUCAAGGGGAAAAAAGUGUUUGUGUCCCUCACCUGCGCGUUCCGCUACGGCCAGGAAGACAUUGAUGUGAUUGGCCUCACCUUCCGCCGGGACCUGUUCUUCUCCAGGGUCCAGGUGUACCCACCUGCUGACAAGCCAGAGUCUCUCACCCUCUUGCAGGAAUCUCUGCUAAAGAAGCUGGGGAAAAAUGCUUAUCCCUUUUUCUUUACAUUUCCAGAUUACCUGCCUUGCUCAGUCUGUCUGCAGCCUGCACCUCGUGAUGUUGAUAAGACUUGUGGGGUGGACUUUGAGGUGAAAGCUUUCUCAACAGAAAAUGUGGAAGAGAGAAUUCAUAGGAGGAACUCUGCACGUCUGCUGAUCCGUAAGGUGCAGUAUGCUCCGGAGAAGCCAGGACCCCAGCCUUGUGCAGAGACCACCUGGCAGUUCUUCAUGUCCAACAAGCCCCUGCACCUGAAAGCUUGGCUCAGUAAAGAGGUAUACUACCAUGGUGAGCCCAUUCCAGUCACUGUCACCAUCAACAACAACACAGAGAAAACAGUGAAGAAGAUCAAAGUCCAGGUGGAGCAGGUGGCCAAUGUGGUACUGUACUCCAGUGACUUCUAUACCAAAGUGGUGGCUACUGAGGAAGCACAGGAAAAGGUGCAGCCAAACAGUAGCCUGACCAAGACACUGACACUUCUGCCCUUGCUUGCGAAUAACCGGGAGACACGGGAAAUUGCUCUGGAUGGAAAACUGAAGGAUGAGGACACCAACUUGGCUUCUAGUACUAUCAUUAAGGAUGGAAUAGACAAGACAGUGAUGGGGAUUCUGGUUUCCUACAAGAUCAAAGUGAAGCUCACUGUUCCAGGAAUGCUGGGAGACCUCACUUCCAGUGAAGUGGGCACAGAGCUGCCAUUUCGUCUCAUGCACCCCAAACCUGAGGAAAAGAACCCAGCAGCAUCUGCUGUUCUGACUACACGGUGUGUCUUUUUUCCUCCUUUGCUGCAUGCUCAUGACUGCAGGGAAGGAUGGGUAAGUUUAAUUUAGUAUUUCACAUUCUAGCUACACUUGUGUAUUGACUCCUUUAAAAACUCCUCAAAACUCCCAAAAAUCCCCAGCUUAAAAUCCAAAGUGAGCAAGUUACUGUGGCCUGACAAAUGACUGCUCUGAGUUAAACAGUAGUGACUGACCAUGUGAAGAUAGAUUAAGAGAUUGUGUUUUGCCUAAUAGGGUGUGUUUGUGCUCUAUAGCUGGAAGUGCAAGGAACUUAUUUAGGUUUGACCAUGUGCCUCUAUUUUAGUAUAGAAGCAGUAAGGGUCAAAUGUUUCACAUUUUAUUGCUUGACAAAGCCCCUUGCAAGCUCUAGGCUAUUCAGCUAGCUGAUAAAUAUGUAUCCGGAACGGACAUGAUUCAGUACAGAUGAAAAACAUCCUCAGUUUGUGCCUUGACUUGCUCAAUCAACUGCUUUUCAUUUUAGGUAGAAUAGCACCACUGAAGAUGGUGUUUGUGGGAAUGUGAUCCAAAUCACUUUGGAGACAAAGGAAACACUAUCAGUCUGUUGUGGGCUUCUGUUGCCUAUAGUCUAUUGGUGUAAAAAUAGGGUAACAUCAUUUUGAAAAACCUGUGUUUCAUUCAUUGCAGUGAAGCAGAGCUGGUAUUUGAGGAGUUUGCUCGUCAGCAGCUAAAAAAUACACCUGAUGAAGAGGACAAGAAUUCACCCUCAACUGAUGAGUGAUUAAAAGAACGGGCUGACAGAGGAGCUGUGUUGUCUGGCUUCAGUUACAAAUGUAGGACCCAAGUUUCUAGUAAUCUGCAUGUUCUCAGUUCAUGCAUGGUCUUCCAGGGAUCAGCCCUGAGGUCAGUGGACAUGACAUCAGGAAUCUCUAUUGCUUAUUACAAGAUUCACCUUGAAUGGGGCAAACACAACAACUGGUUCUUACUUGAGCUACCAGAGGACAACAGGACACCUGCCAUAUCAUGACUUCUGCUUUCAGGGCUGCCUAAUAAAAAGGUUGGUUGCUUUCAACACUGGUGAGAGCUUAAAUGGGAGUUUAUGCAGCCUGCCUGGACUUACUCAGUGUCAAAGUCUAUGACUUUGAAGUGCCAGUGAAUGAAAUCCUAGCCUGGAAGGCUGGCUUGCAGCCAUGGGUGAUUCAUCAAAGUUUCUCAGCAGACUGUACAAAACUGAUUUUACUUCCUUUUGGUUGCUUUUGCAUUGAUGCUUUACCAAAUUCAGCCAGUAAUUUUUUUCAGUGCUUGCUCUGUCCCCAUGUGGCUUUUACAUUCACUUUCUGUACCAGUAAAUAUCUCACAGGUUGUCUCCCACAACAUAGACAAUGCUUAUACACAGUAUUAGCUUUCUAGCAAUAUGCUUAAUAACCACAUUAUUAAAGAUGAGAUAAAUGUGCACUGUCAAUGAAUUGCUUAAAGCUCCCUAUAUACAAUGCCAAACAGAAAUACAAGUCCAGACAGAGUCUGUAUUUAAUCUAGUUUCCUGUAGGCAACAGCUUCAAAAGAGGGUGCAAGAAAAUUAAGGAGGAAAUUAUGGCGCAGCCUUCCCUGAGGAGCCUUUCCCAACAUCCAUCUGCCAGUAGUUGGUUUAUGCUCUAAGAAAUAAGAUUGCAUUCUGCAAACUUUGUUUUCUCUUGUUGAUCUGGAUAUUCUCAUUAUCCAUGUAAAUGUCGGCUAUUUUCCUGAAUCUCACAUAGAUUUCUGCUGAAGUGAGUUGCAUCGGCUAAUUACACUUUGCAUGUAAAACAACUGGUGUUUUAUUUUUUUCAUUUUUGCUUUAAAUCUGCUUUUCAGCGUCCCUGGUUUAAAUUUCCCUGGAAAGUCUGAAUGCAGGGCCCACAUUUAUUAAUAUAGACUUACAUUUCCUACACUACGCUCUGGAAAAUAGAAUUAAGAACUUCACACUUAUAUCUGUUUGCUGCUUGCUUCUGUAAACUGGUCUCAAUUAAGAUGCUGGAUGCAGUUAAUUAAGACCACAGCUGAUUUCAGGUUUCCAUCAGUGCUCUCCCCUAAUACACCUGUUCCUCAGUGCUGUCCAUUUCACAGGUGUCUCACCUUAGCUUGAAUUGCAAGAGGCACAAUGUUUGCUCUGCAUUGGGUGUUUUGCUGCUAAAGGAACCCGGCUAGUUCCAGGUGUUUGUGAUCAGGAUCAUUUCUGUGUGAUUUCAGCUUUGGGGGAGGGUCAGGUAUUUGCACCUAGAUGUCUGGGAAGGCUUUUCCCUGGUAUUUUUAUUACUAAUUUGUUGGUGGCUCAAGAACACACAGAAGAUACAGUAAGGUUGAAGAAAUUACUGUUUGUGAAUAUGCUGGUCUUGGAGAGCAGGAAUUCAUAAAAUCCUUUAAAGAUCUAAGAGAAGAAGAGGGAACAGGAGUCUUACUACAGAGUGUGUAUUUCUCCACAAAGGUUUUUCCUUCAGUGUUUCUGGCAACUAGACCUGUAAGUAUGGGACCAGUAAACUCAGAGAUCUGAUUAAUUUUUUUUUUCCUUUUUAAAGAAUUUCUUAUAUGUCUACUUUGUGAGGGCCCUCUGUUGCUGCCUGACAUUGCUCUGAAAUUCAGUUGUGGUGAUGACUUCUGUAAGCUAAGUGGGACAAAGUCAUAGUGCACUCUGUGCAGUGGGGAGGAAAUGGUUGUUAAAUGGUUAUUAAAUCUGUUCUUUUGUCUGGGCUUGGGAAAGCACUUUGAGACACUAUUUGUUCAUGCUGGUCAUUUGCUUAGGGAGCAAGGAGGGCUUUCUGCUGGUUCCUGCAGAUCCCUGUUCUGCAGGACAAGCUGGACUUUUCUCCGGCCCUUCGGGCAGCAGAUGCUGACUUCUGUCAGCAGAAAAUAGGUCUCUGCCUUUUAUCUUCCCUUUCUUCUGGUUCUGGUGUUAUGUUGCUCUUCCGAGUCAGACCUGUGGCCUGCUCCUCCUGUUUACCGCUGAGGGAGAGCAGAUCCGAUUUCCUGACUCCGCGGCUUUGAUGUGGUGGGACUCUGUUUGUAAAGAGCUCGCCAGCUCCCGGAGAGGGAUGCGCUCUGGGAGCGAUGGCAUCUCUGGACCUGCUGUGCUUGAAGACAGCUUGGAGCAAAUACGUGACAGGAUGGGUUUCGUGACAGACGCUUUCCCCUCGCACAUCUCCGUGAGAUCCCAGCGGGAACACUACACUGCCCGUAGCUGAUGGGUCUUAGAGAGGCGGGAGGAAGUUACCUGGCCAUUGCGAAUGGAGUGGGGCCGGGCCGGGGCUGCUGCGGCCCCGGGCGGG
Vidua macroura (Pin-tailed whydah) is the source of this 4538-nucleotide messenger RNA. It is a transcript of the gene SAG, whose product is annotated as S-antigen visual arrestin. NCBI's taxonomy places the organism in Eukaryota, Metazoa, Chordata, Aves, Passeriformes, Viduidae. The transcript has 14 exons. Bases 118 to 1332 code for a protein of 404 amino acids. Gene Ontology annotation, molecular function: G protein-coupled receptor binding. Gene Ontology annotation, cellular component: photoreceptor inner segment; photoreceptor outer segment. The record is from RefSeq and is a predicted model, not a curated record. Gene Ontology annotation, biological process: G protein-coupled receptor internalization; signal transduction.